AUGAGGGGAGAACAAUCGGAAGCCGUAAGAACAGUUAUAGAAAUGAAUGUUGAAUGAGAGCAAAAAGAUAUUUAUUCAACUAAUGUUAAUGAUAGAAUUGUAAAAGCAGAGGAAGAAGUAGAAAUCGCCAUAAAAAAAGAGUUUUCUGAACGUGCUGAAUGGAACAGGCUAAAAUAUUAUGAAGAUAUAGCUAUCAUAAAUGCUGUUGCUAGUGGAAUCAAUGAUGUAUUAAAAGAAUAUUCCAAAAAAGAACAAGAACUGUUCAAACUAUUUUUAAUAUGGAGUACAUGUCAGUCAUUAUACAUUACAUUAAAUUCAUAUGAUACACGUAGAUAUUGUAACAAAUCUCUGCAUUUUUUAAAAUAUAAAAUUAAUACUUUCAAAAAAAUCACUGAAGCAUUUCCCAAAAUUUACCAAAUUUUAGAAACUUUACCAAAUCAAGUAAUAAAUAGGGGUGUAUGUUCUAAAGAAAAUCUUGUGGAUCGAUUUUAUAAAGUAGAAAAAAAAGCUUAUCAAAUGGGCAUCAUUAAAAAGGAUGACCCAAAUAUAUUUGAUAUAGUAUUUUCGUAUAUAAUAAGCACUUUUGUCUAUCAAGAAUCUAAAUCAAUUCCUCAGAAUGAAAUUGAUAAUGUACCAAUUAAUAUUCAUGAGCUGAAUACUUACGACAAAUUACAAAGAGCUAAAUAUUGGAUGAAAAAUAAUAAUUUUUUGAAUGCUCUUAAGUUUAUGAAUUUACUUGAUGGAGGAGCUAAAAUAGUAGCUAAAGAAUGGAUUACAGAAAUGACAUAUUUCUUAGAAACUAUGCAAGUUGUAGAUGUUUUAACGUUGCAUGCACUAGCUCGUUUAUUAGGUUUAACUAAAAAACCAAACGAAAAAUAA
Daktulosphaira vitifoliae (grape phylloxera) is the source of this 879-nucleotide messenger RNA. RefSeq names its product MICOS complex subunit Mic60-like. The record is from RefSeq and is a predicted model, not a curated record. The transcript is spliced from 2 exons. Gene Ontology annotation, biological process: cristae formation. Lineage: Eukaryota; Metazoa; Arthropoda; Insecta; Hemiptera; Phylloxeridae. Gene Ontology annotation, cellular component: MICOS complex.